Messenger RNA from Fibroporia radiculosa, 885 nucleotides. RefSeq lists its product as uncharacterized. Gene Ontology annotation, molecular function: voltage-gated monoatomic anion channel activity. The record is from RefSeq and is a predicted model, not a curated record. Bases 1 to 885 code for a protein of 294 amino acids. Gene Ontology annotation, biological process: monoatomic anion transmembrane transport. Gene Ontology annotation, cellular component: mitochondrial outer membrane. NCBI's taxonomy places the organism in Eukaryota, Fungi, Basidiomycota, Agaricomycetes, Polyporales, Fibroporiaceae. The transcript has 6 exons.
AUGUCUCUCCCUCAACCCGUUCCCCCCUCCUGGAAGGACCUCGGAAAGUCCUCGAACGACCUCCUCGGCAGAGACUUCCCCAUAAGCGGGGUUCAGCUUGAGGUCAAGACCAACACCCCCUCCAACGUCGCCUUCAAGGUCAACGGCACCCGCGACUCCAAGUCCGCGCUCAUCAACGGUGACCUUGAGGGAAAGUACGUCGACAGGAAGCACGGCCUCGUCUUCACCCAGGCCUGGACGACUUCCAACAUCCUCCGUACCCAGGUCGAGCUCGAGAACCAGAUUGCUAAAGGUCUCAAGUUCGACCUGAACACUGCCCUCACGCCCGACAGCGGCUCUAAAAGCGCCCUCUUCACGACCACGUACAAGCAGCCCGGCCUUCACAGCCGCGCAUUCCUCGACCUUUUCAAGGGCCCAACUUUCACUGCUGACACAGUUGUUGGCCGGGACGGUUUCCUCCUUGGUGCUGAGGCUUCCUACAACGUGACAGAGGGUAAGGUUACCCGCUAUGCGACAGCCCUUGGCUACAGUGCGCCUGAGUACGCCGUCACCCUCCACGGUCUCGGCAACUUGAGCACGUUCGCCGCGAGCUACUACCACCGUGUAAGUCCUGAUGUUGAGGCGGGCGCUAAGGCCGUCUACGACACCAAGGCGACCACUUCGGGUGUGAGCCUUGAGGUUGGCACUAAAGCUUACCUCGACUCGUCUGCGUUUGUGAAGGCGAAGAUCAACAACUCUGGUAUCCUCGCUCUCGGCUACACUCAGGCGUUACGCCCUGGUGUCCGUGCCUCUUUCGGUCUUGCUCUCGACACUCAACGGCUGAACGACGCCUCUCCGUCUGGAGCCGCACACAAGGUCGGAGCCAGCUUCACUUUUGAGGGUUGA